GGACGCGCGGUGACGCCGUGACGGCAUCGGCGGCGGUGAGCGCGGUGACGGCGGAGGCGGGCGCCCGUGCGGGGCGGCCCGACCAUGGCGACCAUCGCCAUGUGCAACCUGGGUGACCCGGACGGCACCCAGCGGCCUGGACGGUUCCUGGAUCACUCGUCGUUGCCAAAGAUCAAUCCGCACGACGACGACGGCGGCGGCGGUCAUACCCAGGUGCAAGUCAGCAACUUCGAGCCCAUCCCCCACGAGCACGGCUUCUGCGAGCGCGUCGUCAUCAACGUGAGCGGACUGCGGUUCGAGACCCAGCUGAGGACGCUCAACCAGUUUCCAGACACGCUGCUCGGCGAUCCGGCCAGGAGGAUCCGCUACUUUGACCCGCUCAGGAACGAGUACUUCUUCGAUAGGAACCGAACCAGUUUCGACGCCAUCCUCUACUAUUACCAGAGUGGGGGACGCCUACGGAGGCCUGUCAAUGUGCCACUGGACGUCUUCUCCGAGGAGAUAAAGUUCUACGAGCUCGGGGAGUACGCCAUUAACAAGUUCAGAGAGGAUGAGGGCUUCAUCAAGGAGGAAGAGCGGCCACUGCCCAGCAACAAGUAUCAGCGCAAAGUGUGGCUUCUGUUCGAAUAUCCGGAGAGUUCGCAGAACGCGCGCGUGGUGGCCAUCAUCUCAGUCACUGUCAUCCUCCUCUCCAUCGUCAUCUUCUGCCUGGAGACGCUGCCCGAGUUCAAGCACUACAAGGUGUACAGCGCCACCAACAACACGACCGUGGAGGAGGACGAGGUGCCGGCCGUGACCGACCCCUUCUUCCUGAUCGAGACCAUAUGCAUCAUUUGGUUCUCGUUCGAACUGCUAGUGCGCUUCGCGGCCUGUCCGAACAAGGUCAGCUUCUGUCGCGACGUCAUGAACGUGAUCGACGUGGUCGCCAUCAUUCCGUACUUUCUGACGCUGGCCACGGUGGUGGCCGAGGACGAGGACGUGCUGCCCACGCCUAAGCCCACAGUGCCCGGCGCCGAGCACGGCUCCAACCAGGCCAUGUCGCUGGCCAUACUAAGAGUGAUACGGCUGGUCCGCGUGUUUCGAAUAUUCAAGCUCUCCAGACAUUCGAAGGGCCUGCAGAUCCUAGGAAGAACGUUAAAGGCGUCGAUGCGGGAGCUCGGAUUGCUUAUUUUCUUCCUGUUUAUAGGUGUGGUUCUGUUCUCAAGCGCUGUUUACUUCGCCGAGGCUGGGUCGGAAAACUCUUUGUUCAAGUCUAUCCCCGAUGCGUUCUGGUGGGCCGUGGUAACCAUGACAACAGUCGGCUACGGCGAUAUGACGCCGGUCGGCGUCUGGGGGAAGAUUGUGGGCUCGCUGUGCGCCAUCGCUGGCGUGCUGACCAUAGCGCUUCCAGUGCCGGUGAUCGUCUCCAACUUCAACUACUUCUAUCACCGCGAGACCGACCAGGAGGAGAUGCAGUCCUGCAACUUCAACCACGUCACCAGCUGUCCGUACCUGCCCGGUACUGUAGGCCAGCAGGUCAAGAAGGACUCAAUGUCCGACUCCUCGUCAGAGAUGGACAUGGAGGAGGGCCACCUGCUCAGCCACGAGGCGUCCACCAAGCUCAACUGUGCGCCGCGACAUAACAACAAUGUGAACGCAGUCAGUAUCGAGACCGACGUCUGACGGCGGACGCCCGCCCUUCUGUUCCG
Molecule: messenger RNA, 1688 nt
Organism: Pollicipes pollicipes
Lineage: Eukaryota; Metazoa; Arthropoda; Thecostraca; Pollicipedomorpha; Pollicipedidae
Product: potassium voltage-gated channel protein Shaker-like
Biological process (GO): protein homooligomerization; action potential; potassium ion transmembrane transport
Cellular component (GO): membrane; voltage-gated potassium channel complex
Molecular function (GO): delayed rectifier potassium channel activity; protein binding
Source: RefSeq, a predicted model, not a curated record